AUGGCAUCACAUGACGUUCCUACUACAUCUCACGCCGAACCAUUAUGUCAUAGUCGCGGUUCAUCAAUUGUAGACGUAGUUGAUAGGAUUUGUGUAGACGACGGUGACGCCGCGUGUAGUUUGCGUUCAGCACAAUCCAAAUCUCGGGUUUCAUCUUCAUCCGUAAAGGCGCGUAGGGCUGCUGUUGAAGCCGCUUACAAGCGACGGCAGUACGAGCGCGAGGCUAUGCUUGCACAACGUCUUUCGGAAGUUGAAGAUGCCGAAUUCCGUGCCGAGAUCGAACAAAUCAAUGCGGAUGCGGACUGUGAAGGUAGCAAGCGAAGUAGGAGCACAUCUAUUCGUAUGAGAACACAGCAAUGGAGAACGUUGCACGUUUACAAAACGUGCUCCGUGGCCCCGCACGAGAAGCCGUCUCUUCACUUCUCGUCUCUGCAGAGGAUCCCGAAGAGAUCAUGUGCGCACUCGAGCGUAGUUUUGCGUCACCCGAGAUGAUCGUCUU
Achroia grisella is the source of this 499-nucleotide messenger RNA. RefSeq lists its product as uncharacterized. Lineage: Eukaryota; Metazoa; Arthropoda; Insecta; Lepidoptera; Pyralidae. The coding region runs from base 1 to 492 and encodes 163 amino acids. The record is from RefSeq and is a predicted model, not a curated record. The transcript has 2 exons.